AUGCCUGAGCCAGCGAAGUCCGCACCUAAGAAGGGGUCCAAGAAGGCCGUUACUAAACCCGCAGGAAAAGGCGGUAAGAAGCGUAAGAGGUCCAGGAAGGAGAGCUAUGCUAUCUACGUCUACAAGGUCCUGAAGCAGGUUCAUCCUGACACCGGGAUUUCCUCUAAGGCCAUGGGCAUCAUGAACUCUUUCGUCAAUGAUAUUUUCGAGCGUAUCGCCGGUGAGUCCUCUCGUCUCGCUCACUACAACAAGCGCUCCACCAUCACAUCGAGAGAGAUCCAGACCGCCGUGCGUCUGCUGCUGCCCGGUGAACUCGCCAAACACGCCGUGUCUGAGGGGACAAAGGCCGUCACCAAGUACACCAGCUCCAAAUAA
This is a messenger RNA of Paramisgurnus dabryanus, 375 nucleotides long. RefSeq names its product histone H2B-like. Gene Ontology annotation, molecular function: structural constituent of chromatin; protein heterodimerization activity; DNA binding. Gene Ontology annotation, cellular component: nucleosome. The record is from RefSeq and is a predicted model, not a curated record. Lineage: Eukaryota; Metazoa; Chordata; Actinopteri; Cypriniformes; Cobitidae.